Messenger RNA from Periophthalmus magnuspinnatus, 1856 nucleotides. RefSeq names its product DENN/MADD domain containing 6B (gene dennd6b). Lineage: Eukaryota; Metazoa; Chordata; Actinopteri; Gobiiformes; Gobiidae. The record is from RefSeq and is a predicted model, not a curated record. The transcript is spliced from 20 exons. The coding region runs from base 126 to 1844 and encodes 572 amino acids. Gene Ontology annotation, cellular component: recycling endosome. Gene Ontology annotation, molecular function: guanyl-nucleotide exchange factor activity.
GCGCUUGCACAAUAUGUUCUUAUCCAGCAGGGGGCGACGAGAUUAAUGUCACAAAAGAGUCAGUUGGCUCAAAAUACAGCGACCGAGGAGAGAUGGACGCUGCUGUGAUCGUCUGAGGCUAUGCCAUGAACCCAUUUGAAGGAUCUGUUUCCUCGCGGCUCGAGGAGACAGAGGAGGCGGACAGUCGAUGCCGGUGGGCCCGCUUCUCCUCUUGGCUGGAGUGUGUCUGUGUGGUUACCUUCGACCUGGAGCUCGGACAAGCUUUAGAGCUGGUCUAUCCUCAAGAUGUAAAACUCACAGAAAAAGAAAAAACCAGCAUUUGUUACCUAUCCUUUCCGGACUCGUAUUCAGGAUGUCUUGGGGAUACUCAGUUCAGUUUCAGGAUGCGUCAGUCAGUUGGGCGACGUGGUUCAAGGGAUGGAGACGUCUACAACCGAGAUGCACCUGUAACAUUGCAGAAAGAAGUUUCACACUUUUUUGGCUACGUUUAUUUCAGACAGGUGAAAGAUGUCUCUGUGAAACGAGGCUAUUUUCAGAAGUCUUUGGUGCUCCUCAGCAGGCUUCCCUACACAGCCCUAUUUCACUCACUGCUGCAGAUUAUUGCCCCAGAGUAUUUUGAGAAGUUAGAACCUUGUCUUGAAACUGUUUGUAAUGAGAUUGACCAGUGGCCCAAACCAGUACCAGGAAUGACUCUUAACUUGCCUGUGAUGGGUGUAAUAUUACAGAUAAGAAUUCCUUCAAAAUCUGAUAAACCAGGAGGAAGUCCUAUCCGAAACACAGCCAAAGAGAACCUAUUACCAGCUCCAACGGUGUUGCCAACUAUCCACGAACUUGACCUCUUCAAAUGUUUCCAGUCAAUGCUGAUUCAUCUGCAGAUGCUCUGGGAACUUGUUCUGCUGGGGGAACCACUGAUUAUCAUUGCCCCCUCUCCUACAGUGUCUUCUGAAACAGUAUUGGCUCUCGUGAGCUCUAUCUGUCCCUUAAAAUUCUGCUGUGAUUUUCGUCCAUACUUCACCAUUCAUGACAGUGAGUUUAGAGAAUACACUACUCGCACCCAGGCCCCCCCCAGUGUGGUUCUUGGUGUUACAAAUCCAUUUUUUAUAAAGACCUUCCAAAGCUGGCCCCAUAUCAUAAGACUCGGUGAACUCAAGAUGGCAGGUGAUUUACCCAAACAAGUUAAGGUGAAGAAACUAGUCAAACUAAAAACACUUGAUACCAAACCAGGAAUUUACUCAGCUUAUAAGACAUUUGUACACAAAGACAAAAUUCUUAUUAAGAGGCUACUCAAGGGCAUUCAAAGGAAGAGGCCAUCUGAGGUGCAAAGUGCCAUAUUAAGAAGACACUUGUUAGAGCUAACGCAGAGCUUCAUCAUCCCCCUGGAGCGAUACAUGGCAAGCUUAAUGCCCCUACAGAGAUCAGUGACAGCAUGGAAGACUCCUCCGCAGAUUCGUCCCUUUAACCAGGAUGAGUUCAUGGCCACACUUGAUCACAGCGGACCACAACUUACCUCUAUGCUCAAAGGGGAUUGGAUGGGCUUGUACAGGAAAUUCUUCAGAUCUCCAAAUUUUGACGGCUGGUACCGUCAAAGGCACAAAGAGAUGUCCCAGAAACUGGAGUGUUUGCACUUGGAGGUCAUCUGUGAUGCUGAUUUGAUGGGUUGGACUAAAGACAAGUCUGAAGUGGAAAUUGUAGAUGUUGUUUUAAAACUAAGAGAGAAAAUGACUAAAGCACGACAGCAGCAGCUGCAGGUCAGAGAUGGUGUUAUGGACAAAUUGGAGACAUUUAUUGAAUCCAUCAUCAGUUCAUUGCCAGAGGAUCUUCAGACGUUACUAAACACAGAAUAAGUGGGCAAAGCA